UAGGGACUGCUCGUUGUAAACAAAUCGACAAGCCGAGGAGCUGUCUUAUUGAUAACACCGACGUGUUAGAUUUUACUGUGGCGUUUGCAUGCACUGGUGCCAAGGAUGUAGCUCUAUGAGCCGGAGGCUUUGAGAAACAACCCUACCGGGGUUGGAAUCGGAUCAUUCACUGCUAAAUGCCAUCCGAUAGUGAAAGAUCUCUACGGUGCUCGCCGCUGCUGUCAGGGCAGGGAUCCCACACAUUCUUAUGAUAUUCACUUCAGUAAUGGCGGCACCUGCGGAGCACGAUCUUACCUUAGCCGAGGCCGAAGGCAGCAAAGAGAGGACUCAAAUGUUCGGGAUUCUUAGGCUGCAGGAAGACAAGGCAGCCGGGGAGAAAGCUAGUGCCGUAGCUGCGAGCAUUGGUGGUAGCAGCGGUAGUAGCAGCAGUGGCGUCAAAUCUGUGGACGGGAGAUGGCAGGCGCCUAUCUUCGCUUUGGCAAGGAAAGCAUCAGAAACCUUCUCAGGAAGCAUUCAUGUUCUUCCCAAGGUAGCAGAGCACAAAACGCCCCCUUUCAUGGAUGACUGGAGCACCAAGGCCUUCCGAGACCCUAUGGCCAUGGAGCGUGCCAAUCUGCUCAACAUGGCCAAGCUGAGCAUCAAGGGCCUGAUCGAGUCGGCCCUGAGUUUUGGACGCACCCUGGACUCUGACUACCCUCCCCUUCAACAGUUCUUCGUGGUGAUGGAGCACUGUUUAAAGCAUGGCCUGAAAGUGAAGAAGUCGUUCCUGGGCUACAACAAGUCCCUGUGGGGGCCCCUGGAGAUGGUGGAGAAGCUGUGUCCCGAAGCAGCCGAGAUCGCCGCCAGCGUCAGAGAUCUCCCCGGGCUCAAGACCCCGCUGGGUAAGGCCCGGGCCUGGCUGCGCCUGGCCCUCAUGCAGAAGCGUCUGGCGGACUACCUACGCUGCCUCAUCACCCGCAAGGACAUACUCAGUGACUUCUAUGAGAGCGCGGCGGUGAUGCUGGAGGAGGAAGGAGCGGUCAUCGUGGGGCUCCUCGUCGGACUCAAUGUGAUCGAUGCAAACUUGUGUGUGAAGGGAGAAGACCUCGACUCUCAGGUGGGAGUUAUCGACUUCUCAAUGUACCUGAAGAAUGACAUUGAUGACUACAGAAGCGAGGAGAGGAAUGGGCAGAUCGCUGCUAUUUUGGACCAGAAGAACUAUGUAGAGGAGCUGAACAGGCAACUGAACUCAUCGGUACAGGGUUUACAAGGACGAGUAGAUUCCCUUGAGAAGUCCAACUCCAAACUCAUUGAGGAGCUUGCCAUAGCCAAAAACAACAUUAUCAAACUACAGGAAGAGAAUCAACAGCUACGAACAGAGAACUCUGCGAUCGUCAUGAAAACGCAACGUCGUCUAGAGACCACGCAGGGCGAUGUGGAUUGUGAGCUGGACACCUAUAAGCAGUCUCGGCAGGGCCUGGACGAGAUGUACAACGAGGCCCGACGACAGCUACGGGAGGAGUGCCAGCUACGGCAGGACGUGGAGAACGAGCUGAUGGUUCAGGAUGUGGAGAACGAGCUCGUGGUCCAGGUGAGCAUGAAGCAGGAGAUGGAGCUGGCCAUGAAGCUGCUGGAGAAGGACAUCCACGAGAAGCAGGACACGCUCAUCGGCCUCCGCAACCAGCUGGACGACGUCAAGGCCAUCAACGUCGAGAUGUACCAGAAGAUGCAGGCUGCAGAUGACGGCCUGAAGCAGAAGGAUGAGAUGAUCAUACGACUGGAGGAGAAGACUAAUCAGAUCACCGCCACCAUGAAGCAACUUGAACAAAGAUUGCAGGAGGCCGAGAGAGACCGCUCAAACGCCGAGGAGGGAACGCGCCUGUUCAAGCAGGACUUUGUCAACAAGGCCGACAGCCUACAGAAGCAGAUCGCCCAGAAGGAGAUGCAGAUGAAGCAGCUGGAGACGGACUUGAAGAUCGAGCGGGAAUGGAGGCAGACCCUACAGAACGAUCUGGAAAGAGAGCGAGACACUGUGGCUCAACUCAGUGCCGAGGCACUACAGAUAAAUGCACUCAAAAAAGAGUUUCACCGGAUGCAUGAUGAGAACCGGCAGCUGAAGGGGAUCUGUGAGGAGCAGGAACAAGCCCUGGAGGAGCUGGGCUGCAAACUCAGCGAAUCCAAACUGAAAAUUGAAGAUAUCAAGGAAGCCAACAAGGCUCUCCAGGGUGGGCAAGUUUGGUUGAAGGAUAAGGACGCCACGCACUGUAAGCUGUGUGAAAAGGAGUUCUCCAUCUCCAGGAGGAAGCACCACUGCAGGAACUGCGGAGAGAUCUUCUGCAACGCCUGCUCUGAUAACGAGUUGCCGCUGCCUGCCUCGCCCAAGCCGGUGCGAGUAUGCGACACGUGCCAUGCGCUCCUUCUUCAGCGCUGUUCCUCCACCGCCACCUAGGGCAGAGGGGGAGCCCACCUAUUAAGCCAGAGGGAGAGCCCACUUCCACGACCGCCUAGUAAAGACAGAGCUGGGGAGCCCACUUCCACGACCACAUGAUAACCCUGAGGGGUAGACCAGAGAGGAGGGCUGUCUGUCACACUACACACACACACACACACACACACACACACACACACACACACACACACACACACACACACACACACACACACACACACACACACACACAGCACAUCCAACGCACUAGGGCCACACACUAGUUCUGUGUCUCAGAUGGCGCGCUUGUGCACUUCGGUCACUACGUUUCGGUGCGUAUGGCAUUAAACAUAGUGAAACAUAUUCCCUGAAGUGCACAAGUGCACCAUCUGAGACACAGCAUAGGAGGUGCUUGAACUUUGAAGUAUAAGAAGUUGCCUGUCUGUCGCAAGCAACUGACAGCAUUUUCUUUCCUCCAAACUACAAUCCAAGAUGGCGGGCCACACCACUGGUUCUAAGGUGUUGAUGGAAGACGUUUACAUUCUCCACUGUGUUCUGCCUGAGCCAAGACACGACUGUUUUUGCUUUUUGGCAGCUGGCCAGAAUCAGACAUUCAGAUGGAUAGAACAUUCCAAACUUGAAGUACGUAUGAAUACCUCUAUGUUGUCCAUGCAACACAUCAAACCAGUGAAGACGAUUCAUGUAAUGCUCUAUCCCUGUGAUGGACAAGACUGUUUAUGUAUAUAUCUGUAUUGACAGAUAGCAAGUGUAAGAUAUUGAUUGAUUUAUAUUAUUCACAUGUGCCUGAGUAAGACGCCAAAAUAAUAAUGUAUGAGGACAUUUCCAGACAUUUCUACAUAGAGAAGUCAAAACAACGUUUGACCACCCUAAAGCACUAAGAUUCUUAAUGCUGCUUUCAUUUUAAAGUUGAAAACUGCACAGUAUCCACAAUUCUACAAAACUUGCCAUUUACUAAGAGCAACGUGUCUUGUGUUUAGAAUUAAGUAAUAUCAUAUGUAAUACAGCACAUAAUGGCCAUAAAAUGUAU
This is a messenger RNA of Engraulis encrasicolus (European anchovy), 3455 nucleotides long. RefSeq names its product RUN and FYVE domain containing 2 (gene rufy2). Gene Ontology annotation, molecular function: metal ion binding. Bases 248 to 2428 code for a protein of 726 amino acids. The record is from RefSeq and is a predicted model, not a curated record. Gene Ontology annotation, cellular component: cytoplasm. The transcript is spliced from 19 exons. Lineage: Eukaryota; Metazoa; Chordata; Actinopteri; Clupeiformes; Engraulidae.